CCCUCCUUUCCCUACCCCUCCUUUGCCUUACGUCCUUUACUUAAGCCCCAUUCCCAGCUCUCACUUUAACUCACUCCUCUGAACCUAUCAAGAACACAACAACGACGACUACAUGGCUCAAACUCCAAGCCCCAUUCUCUCCUUCUUCUUAGUUCUCGCUUUCUUGCUUUCCUUUACCUCUGUAUCGAAUUCCAUUCGUGAUCAUCAACACAACAGCUACCAAAUUUUUGAUGUUUCAGCCGUUAUCCAAAAAACCCAUCAAGUUUUCACUCAAACCCCACAAGCCCAGCAGGAAGAAGAAGCUAAGCCUACCAUCACUGCCACCGCACAACAUAACUCUUCGGUUCUCUCAUUUUCACUGCACCCAAGGGCUUCCGUGAAAAAUCCGCAGCACAAAGAUUAUUCUUACCUCACGCGCGCCCGUAUCGCCCGUGACUCGGCCCAAGUUAACUCUCUCAACUCCAAGCUCGAGUUCGCUCUCUCCGGCUACACCCAAGCGGACCUCAAACCGGUUCCGACCGCCAUCCAACCGGAGGACCUGGAGACGCCGUUAACUUCCGGGGUAAGUCAGGGAAGCGGAGAGUACUUUGCCCGUAUGGGCGUGGGUCGACCCGGUAGAUCAUACUACAUGGUUAUCGACACCGGAAGCGACCUCAGCUGGCUCCAAUGCCAGCCCUGCGCCGACUGCUACCAACAAACCGACCCAAUAUUCGACCCGAGUUCGUCAUCGACUUACCGAACCGUUUCUUGCUCUGCCCAGGAAUGCUCGGAGCUCCAGAUUUCAGGGUGUAGUGGUGGGAAGUGUAUUUAUCAGAUUAAUUACGGGGAUGGGUCCUACACGAUGGGGGAUUUAGCUACUGAUACGGUGUCGUUUGGGAACACGGGUUCGGUCAGCGACGUACCCAUCGGAUGCGGGCAUGAUAAUGUGGGCUUGUUUGUCGGCGCGGCUGGCUUAGUUGGACUGGCUCGAGCCCCUUUAUCAUUGCCUGGCCGACUGAGAGCGACGUCGUUUUCUUACUGUUUAGUGAACCGCGACUCCAGCUCGUCUUCGACUCUGGAUUUUAACUCAGCCCCACCCGGUGACUCAGUCUUUGCUUCGAUGGUUAGAAACCCGAAACUUGAUCUAUUUUAUUACGUGGACAUGGUCGGAAUAAAUGUCGGCGGCGAGACCCUAUCGAUUCCGGCGUCGGUUUUCCAGGUGGACGGAAAUGGGCGCGGAGGAAUUAUAGUUGACUCGGGAACGGCUGUGACUCGGUUGAAUACACAGGCGUAUAACGCGCUGCGCGAUGCGUUUAAGAAGUACGCAUCAGAUUUGCCUUCGUCCAGUGGGUUCUCUUUGUUCGACACGUGUUAUGAUUUUUCAUCUGUCGGCGGUUCGGUAAGGGUUCCAACGGUGUCGUUUUUGCUCGCCAGUGGGAAGAGGCUGUUAUUGAAGCCGAGUAAUUACUUGGUGCCGGUUGAUGGGCGGGGGAAAUUUUGUUUGGCAUUUGCUCCGACGAGUUCACUGUCUAUUAUCGGUAAUGUGCAGCAGCAAGGGACACGUGUCAGUUUCGACCUGGCUAACAGGCAGUUUGGUUUUAGCCCCAAUAAAUGUUAGUAGCACAUUUGGUGCAAAUAUUUAGUGUUUAAAUUUCAAUCGUAAUUAUAAGCUGGUAAUUGCAGAUUUAAGGUUUACCCAAAAAAAAAAAGAAAAAAAGAAAAAGCUUUCCAGAAUUAAAGUUGGAAACUGUGAGGAGUGGGGAGGAGUAUACAUACUUUAAUUGUUAGUAUGGGUGGACAUUAAUUGUGUGUAAAUGUUGAUGGACCAGUGGUGGAUGGAAAUGGUCCCACCAUUUCCACCUAUGAAAUUAAUACUGCAAGUUAUAAAUUUUGUAGUUCCUCGC
This is a messenger RNA of Coffea arabica (coffee), 1883 nucleotides long. Its product is annotated as protein ASPARTIC PROTEASE IN GUARD CELL 1-like. NCBI's taxonomy places the organism in Eukaryota, Viridiplantae, Streptophyta, Magnoliopsida, Gentianales, Rubiaceae. Gene Ontology annotation, biological process: proteolysis. The record is from RefSeq and is a predicted model, not a curated record. Gene Ontology annotation, molecular function: aspartic-type endopeptidase activity.